Lactuca sativa (garden lettuce) is the source of this 1400-nucleotide messenger RNA. Its product is annotated as F-box protein AUF2. The record is from RefSeq and is a predicted model, not a curated record. Gene Ontology annotation, molecular function: protein binding. Lineage: Eukaryota; Viridiplantae; Streptophyta; Magnoliopsida; Asterales; Asteraceae.
AUGAGUUCUCGACAUGGAUAUAAUCUGUUUUAGCAACUCAUUGUAAAAUAUGGAGGACGAUUAGGGUUUCCGUAUCCCGAUGAACGAAACCAUUGAUCACUAUUCUGAACAAUGAAGAACAUAGAGAAAUACCGCAAAGAAGAUGCAGAUGCUUCGUCUCCAUUUAGUCGCUUACCAGACGAAAUCAUCCUCCAAAUCAUAAACAAAUUAAUCGAUUUGAAAACCCUUGGCUUUUGCUAUCUGGUUUCCAAGCGUUUCUCCUCGAUUGUACUUCAAGUGGAUGCCAUUUCUUUCACUGUUCCUUUCAUAGACCCUAACGUUCCCGAUAAGAACACCGUCGAUGACGUCGCUGCAAGUAGGCCGUUUCCGCCCAUGGUUUCUUCGUUUUUUGGUGUAUCUUUUCUAUCUGCCUAUACGUUUUUGAGCAAGUUUAAAGGAGUGAAGUCCUUGUGUAUCCAACUGGCAUCUUUCGGUCACAGAGCUAUUGAGAAUCGUUGUUUGUUCAAGUGGAAGGUUAAGUGCGGGAACAGAAUCGAAUCGUUUAUGUUUCUGUCGCCACAUUCAGUUUAUGAUAAGGAUGGAUUAUCUCUUAGUGGAAAUGGGGAUGGAGAAGAAGAAAACCUGGUAAAUCAUGGUAUGUUUAGGCGAAAUUUUGAAAUUUCGUUGCAGUGUCUGGAGGAUGUGAUUGCGUGGCAUAUUAUGUUGAUGGACAUCGUUAAGGAUCUCCCAAUGUUGGAAGAGGUAUCAAUUACUGAUUCAGGGAGAAGAGGGAGGCUUUCUUUAAGUGGGGAAAAGCUCAUUGAGGUGAAGGAAUGGGUAAACUCAGCUUCAAAAGCUGAGUUUAAUCGUGUAGAGGUUCCUACUGUCAUGAGUAAUGGUUACAUCCCCCUUUUGAAGUUGCCAGUUUCAGGGUAUGUGAUGAAGGGGAUAUAUUUUGGUGUAAUGAAGAUGAAAGAUCUUGAGGGUGGAAAUGAUGGUCUUAUGAAGAUUGAGGAUGCUUCUGAAGAUAAAGAAGAAGCUGCAUAUACUGAAGCUGUGAUGGAAAUUUUGGAGAAGCAUAUGGGCAUGACGCUUACUUUGGUUGAUGGUGUUUUAGUAUGAAUCAGGUACAGAUGCAAAGUUCAAUUAACAACUGACAAAGGACAAUAUGAGGUAGAUUGCUAUAUAUUAAUUGAUAGAAAGAACCAAUCUUUGAAACAACUUUUUGGUAUGUAAGUGAUGCAUAGAUAGCUCUAUUAAGUAACAUCUAUAUUUUAUAUAGAGAGAAAACUGUAAAAUUGGCCCUUGUGGUUUGUAGUUUUCUUUGGAUGGAUUUCAAAUAGCUUCCAACUUGCAAAACUUUUGGACAGGUUUCCAUUUAGCAUCCGUAUUUUAAUCUUAAUUUGUUAAGUUUGGUUAAA